Heterotrigona itama is the source of this 2466-nucleotide messenger RNA. Lineage: Eukaryota; Metazoa; Arthropoda; Insecta; Hymenoptera; Apidae. The record is from the annotation of a GenBank genome assembly.
GGAGGCUGUGUGUUCUCAUUGGACCCAAAUAUCACUCAAUAAAAUUGAGGAACUUUGAAUAAGAGACGUCUAUAGAAAAAUCAGUACAGACGUUCCUUGAGAAAUAGAUUGCUUAUAAAAUAUGAAAUAUAUUUUAGUAACGGGUGGUGUAAUUAGUGGAGUCGGCAAAGGUGUUAUUGCAAGUUCAUUUGGAACUAUACUUAAACAUUGCGGUAUUCAUGUGACGUCUAUUAAGAUAGAUCCUUACAUAAAUAUUGAUGCUGGCACUUUUUCUCCCUACGAACAUGGGGAGGUAUAUGUAUUGGAUGAUGGUGGAGAAGUAGAUCUUGAUUUAGGAAACUAUGAACGUUUUUUAGAUAUCACUUUACAUAGAGAUAAUAAUAUUACAACAGGAAAAAUUUAUCAACAUGUAAUAUCAAAAGAACGACGUGGUGAUUACUUAGGAAAAACAGUUCAAGGUUUGCAUUGUUGAAUUAGGUGGAACCAUAGGAGACAUUGAAGGAAUGCCAUUUGUAGAAGCUUUCAGGCAAUUUCAAUUUAGAGUAAAAAAAGAAAACUUCUGUUGUGCACAUGUAUCUUUAGUGCCUCAACCAAAAUCUACAGGAGAACCAAAAACAAAACCAACUCAAUCCAGUGUAAGGGAAUUGCGUGGUUUAGGUCUGUCUCCUGAUCUUAUAGUUUGCAGAUCUGAACAACCAAUAGGUGAUUCCGUGAAAGAAAAAAUUUCGAAUUUUUGUCAUGUUGCGCCUGAACAGGUGAUAACUAUACACGAUUUGUCGUCCAUAUAUCGCGUUCCUUUAUUAAUGGAAUCUCAAGGUGUUAUUGAGUUUCUAAAUGAAAGAUUACAAUUAAAUAUUGGAAUGCCACGUCCCCGAUAUUUCAUGCGAAAAUGGAGGGAUUUGGCAGAUCGCAUUGAUCAUUUACGAAAAGAAGUAAAUAUUGCAUUAGUCGGAAAAUAUACAAAAUUAGAAGAUUCCUAUGCAUCAGUUACAAAAGCAUUACAACAUGCUUGUAUUCAAGUUGGCUACAAACUUAAAUUAACACGGUGUUGUAGUACCAGGUGGAUUUGGUAAAAGAGGUAUGCUAGGGAAAAUGGAAGCGUGUAAAUGGUGUAGAACAAACGAUAAACCUUUCCUUGGUAUUUGUUUGGGCUUACAAGUGGCAGUGGUUGAAUUCGCAAGAAAUGUUUUAGGCAUAGAGGAUGCAAAUAGUAUGGAGAUUGAUCCAGAAACUGAUCAUCCCCUCGUUAUAGAUAUGCCUGAAUAUAAUCCAAAACAAAUGGGUGGAACCAUGAGGCUUGGAAAAAGAUAUACUCGAUUUACAGAAAAUAAUUCUCUUAUAAAACAAUUGUAUGGUAAUAAGGAUUGUAUAGAAGAAAGACAUAGGCAUAGGUAUGAAAUUAAUCCCAAGUACAUUGACGAUUUAGAGGCAGCUGGUUUAAAAUUCGUAGGUCAUGACGAAGAAAAUUUACGUAUGGAAAUAGCAGAAUUGGAAGGGCAUAGUUACUAUAUUGCUACGCAAUUUCAUCCGGAAUAUCUAUCUAGACCAUUAAAUCCUUCACCUCCAUUCUUAGGAUUAAUUCUGGCCAGUGUUGGUAAAUUAAAACAUUACUUAACCAAAGGUUGUAAACUUUCACCUCAAGCAGUCAGUGAUAAUGAAUCAGAAACCGAAUGUCUAAUUGAUGACAUAACAAUAACAAAACAACAAACAGCAAGCGAGGCUAGUAUGAGUGGUAGCACUACAUCCUGCACUGAUUAAUUUGAAUAAACGAAACUAUUUUACCCAUAUAUGUACAAAAAUUGACGUUACAAAAAUUUUUUAUUUUAAACAUAAAUUUAGGAUACGUAUCUCAAUAUACGUAUGGUAGUAUAUAUUUAUAUUAUAUACGUAUGAUUCUACAUAUUUAUAUUAUAGUUCUACUUUUAAUCCUCUGUUAACCGUGCCUGAGUCUAUCUCGAUCGUUAGAAGCAUUGGUCAACGGAGGGUUAAACACGCAUGCAACUUAUAAUGAAAAGAAUUGAUAGAUAAUAGUUUUAUACUAAAUAAAUAAAAAAUAUUUGCAAAUUUCACUUCUUGGAUUUCUUGGACAAAAGUUCUUUUUAUAAUAAAUAACAAUAUUUAUAAUAAAUUACAUAUUAUUAUUAAUUUAGUGUAAAAAAAUUUACAAAGAACUGUAUUUCAAACAUAAAAAUUUUGUUUGAAUUACAAAUUUGUAAGCAUGUUAUUUCCAUUGUAAAUAGCAAUGAAUUAAUUCGUUCGUUGAUGUAUUGUUAUUGUUUCAUGUUUUUUGAUUAUAAUUUUUAUAACUAUCGUAUAUUUCCUUUUUCUUCAUUUACAUACAUAUUUUUUUAUAAUUCCAGGUAAAAAAUGUAAUUCUGUAUACUAUAUACAAUGUGUUUUCGUUAAUUGUUAUAUUUUAACAAUUAUAAAUGUAAUUUAUAUUUAUAAAUAUAAUUAUAUUUAUAA